AUGAAGCUAAUCCUCUGCCUGCUGACACUGUCCCUCAUCGGCGUGAUGGGCCAGCAGUACUUUGGUGUGAACGAGCCGGCCCUUGGCUUUUCGGCCGACAAGAUUCCCGGCCAGCUGUGGUUCGACUUCCCGCUCAUUCCGAACGAGUCCAUCGACUACUUCGCCGCCAAGGGCAUGAACACCAUCCGCGUGGGCCUCAUCUGGGAGCGAGCCCAGCCCACCCUCUUCGGCGCCCUUGACUCCACCUACAUCCAAUACCUGACGGACAGUGUAAACUACGUGACCAACACGAAGGGCAUGUACUGUCUGCUGGACCUGCACAACUACCACCGCUAUCGCGACCAGGUGAUCGGCUCGACCGCCGUGCCCUACACGGCGCUCACCGACGUGUGGCAGCGCCUGGCCACGCUCUACAAGGACAACCCGCGCAUGAUAUGGGGCACCAUGAACGAGCCCUACGGUAUCACCUACCUCGCCGCCAAGCUCGGCGCCAACGCCGCCAUCAAGGGCAUCCGUGACGCCGGCGCCACUCAACUGAUCACGAUCAGCGGCAAUGACUACUCGAGCGUGUCCGGGUGGGUGGGCACCAACAGCGUGUGGAUGGGUCCCUCCAACAUCACCGAUCCGCUCAACAACUGGAUGUACGAGAUGCAUCAGUACUUUGACAACCAGGGCGGCAGCACCGUCUGCGUGCCCACCUGGGACGUCGAGGGCAACUUUGCCGCUACCACCACCUGGGCUCGUAAUAAUGGAGUACUUCUGUUCCUCACCCAUGUGUGCUUCUCAUCACGCAGUAAGAUCUUCCUGGGCGAGUUCGGCCUCAACGACUCAGACCAGUGCAUCGCCCUUCUCAACCGCAUCAUGACAUUCCUUAAGGCCAACAAAGAUGUGUGGAACGGGUGGACCUGGUGGUCGGCCGGCCCGUGGUGGCCCGAGGACUACGUGAACCUCAUCGAACCCAUGACCGACGGCACUGACCGCAACCGCAUCAUGGGCAUCCUCCAGGGCUACUUCCCCGCGGCGACCACGCCGAGCCCGACCAGCACCCGCACGCCGACGCCGUCGACCAGCCGCAGCCCGAGCCGCACGCCGACGCCGUCGACCACCCGCAGCCCGAGCCGUACGCCGACGCCGUCGACCACCCGCAGCCCGAGCCGUACGCCGACUCCCUCGACCAGCCGCGUGCCGAGCAGCGCCACGCCGUCAGUCAGCCGUGCUGCGAGCCCGUCGGCCUCCCGCGCUCCCGUCGUGACGGGCCGUCCGCAGUACUUUGGAGUGAACGAGGCCGCUUUGGGCCUCACGCCCGACGUCCUGCCCGGCCAAGCGUGGGUCAACUACCCGCUCAUCAGCGAGGCCUCGCUGGACUACUUCGCGUCCAAGCGCAUGAACACCAUCCGCGUGCCCAUCACCUGGGAACGCCUUCAGCCCACCCUCAACGGCGCCCUCGACACCACCUACCUCGGCUACCUCACGUCGAGUGUGAACUACAUCACGAACACGAAGGGCAUGUACUGCGUGAUCGACAUCCACAACUACCACCGCUAUCGGGGCCAGCUGCUCGGCUCGGCGGCCGUGCCGUACAACACCAUCACCAACCUGUGGUACCGCCUGGCCGGCCUCUUCAAGACCAACCCUCGCGUAAUCUUCGGCACCAUGAACCAGCCCUACGGCGUGUCCUACCUGGACGCCCUGCUGGGCGCCAACGCCGCCAUCGCCGGCGUCCGCGGUGCCGGCGCCACUCAACCCGUCACGAUCAGUGGCAGCGACUACUCGGCGGUGAGCUCGUGGGUGGGCACCAACAGUCUGUGGCUGGGUCCGGGCAACAUCACCGACCCGCUCAACAACUUCAUGUACGAGAUGCACCAGUUCUUCGACGGCCAGGGCGGCACCACCGUGUGCCAGCCGGACAUCAACGUCGACGCCCUGUUCGGCGGCGUGACCCAAUGGGCGCGCUCGCUCGGCGUUAAGGUGUUCUUGGGUUCGUUCGGCAUCAACGACUCGGAUCAAUGCCUGCCGCUGCUCAACCGGCUCAUGACUUACAUCAAUGCCAACAAGGACGUGUGGAACGGCUGGACCUGGUGGGCGGCUGGUCCCUGGUGGGGCAACUACAUCUACCUCCUCGAACCCAACUCCGAUGGGACCGACCCCAACCGCCUCAUGGCCAACCUCCAGAACUACUUCUGA
Molecule: messenger RNA, 2184 nt
Organism: Acanthamoeba castellanii str. Neff
Lineage: Eukaryota; Discosea; Longamoebia; Acanthamoebidae
Product: cellulase, putative
Exons: 12
Coding region: 1-2184 (727 amino acids)
Biological process (GO): glucan catabolic process
Molecular function (GO): hydrolase activity, hydrolyzing O-glycosyl compounds
Source: RefSeq, a predicted model, not a curated record